AUACAAAGUCUCUGGCCGGGCACUCAUGAGUUUCUUGAUCAUAGCCUGGCAUGUAUAAUUGUCGUCUCCACAAGUCAUCCAGAUCCACUUUCGGAAUUGAUAAGACUGUCCGAUGAACAAACGCAGCAACAGCGUAGCGGUGACGCUAGUUACCCACGGUGGUUUGCGUCGAAUAUUGUGAAGUUGUAUGUGCUGAUUCAUGAUGCGGCUCAAGUGGGUGUCUCAUAUUUUGGCUGGUCACCCUUCUCUUGUACCUCGCGAAAUGCCCCCAUAAGACCAAGCGUCUCAAUAGCCUCUCCUGAGGAUACCUUACCGUCGUCACGUAGCGGAGGUGUUUUCGCACCUAAGUGA
This is a messenger RNA of Echinostoma caproni, 351 nucleotides long. The record is from the annotation of a GenBank genome assembly. NCBI's taxonomy places the organism in Eukaryota, Metazoa, Platyhelminthes, Trematoda, Plagiorchiida, Echinostomatidae.